AUGGAAAGCGACGUUCAUAGACCUGAGGAGAUCAACGAAAAAAUAAGUGCGAUGCUCGCGGCUACGGAAGCUUUGAAGCCUGGCGCAGGCCAGCUGACAAGCCCAAUGAACUCAAAAACGCCACGAGCACUCACUUCCAAAGUUUUGUCGAAGGUUUCGAGUGCUUGGGAUCGCCUGAACACGAAGUCUCCAGGCUUUGAGAGUGGCCACAUAGGCUCGGACGCUGCAACAUCGAUCCAAGUUACAUCCCGAGACACACAAUUUACGAUUAGAUCCAUAGACAUUCGGAAAAAUGAGGGCAUCAACAUCGGGAAGAACGAAAAGGCCAGGAAGCUCGCUGGUAUUGAGGUCAGCCGCCGCCCAGUCGCCUGCAGCAAAAGAUCGUUCUUGAAUAGGCCACGGCCAGGCAGCGAGAUUUGUUCUACGCCUUCUACCGUUGAAAGCGAACCCUUCAAUACUUCUGGUGACAGAACCUGGAAGCUGAUCGCAAGGUCUUCCGGUCCCUUUGGUGCUGAACCCAGGUUUGAUUUAGAUCUCGAGGAUAGGGUCCUGAGCAUCAGACCUGAUGGGUCUUCAACUCCCCGAAUCCUGAUUCAGCACAGACGAGCCACCCGAUCCGUCGAUAGCAGAAUACGGUCCGGCGAAUUUGGGUUCUUUUUAAGCAAACAUCGACAUAGUGCCACAAAUUAUGCUGUCAACUACGGGGAAGUUGCCAAGAGCUCAACAUUAGCUGUCGACAACGAAUCUCAAGACGAGUUUUUGAAUACGCCUCAAACCCUUCCAUUCGGCCACUACCUCAAGCCUCCAACUGAAUGUAGGCGAGUAAAGAAGCACCCAUCCCCCAACAAGGAGUACCUUGAGCGUCUUAAGACGGCGCUUGAAGAAUACACAACCCUCAAAAUAUCUGGUGCCGGCGACCGGGAUCUUGAUGAGCUGGCCGACAUGCUUUCUUAUACAACACACCCUCUUACCUCACGAGAAAAGAAUCAAUUGCCCCGUAGGUGCUUGACCUUACCACUCGAACGGAGACCCGAUCCGAAGGGGAGCAUGAAAGCAUCCCCCUGUCACUUGCCUAGAGGUACAUAUAGAUUUGGGUCCACACGAUCUAGCGGAGUUACAGAACAUCAUCGCAUCGCUACGAGAUCUUUUCGUACUUUUCGACCUCAUGAUGAUAGUGCUGACGACCCAGACGAGCUACGAUAA
This is a messenger RNA of Clonostachys byssicola, 1203 nucleotides long. The record is from the annotation of a GenBank genome assembly. Lineage: Eukaryota; Fungi; Ascomycota; Sordariomycetes; Hypocreales; Bionectriaceae.